This is a messenger RNA of Spirodela intermedia, 1508 nucleotides long. Lineage: Eukaryota; Viridiplantae; Streptophyta; Magnoliopsida; Alismatales; Araceae. The record is from the annotation of a GenBank genome assembly.
AUGGAUGAAAAAUCAGCUGGUGGGCAUAGAAUUUUUCAGGUACAUGAACUAGAGGAGUUGAGGAAUGAAGCUUAUGAAAAUCAUAGAAUAUAUAAAGAAAAAACUAAAACUUUUCAUGAUAAAUAUAUUAGCAGAAAAAUUUUUGAUGUUGGACAAAAAGUGUGGUUAUAUGAUUCUAGGCUGAAAUUAUUCCUAGGAAAAUUAAAAUCAAAAUGGAGAGGGCCUUAUGUGGUGGAAGAGACAUAUGAUCAUGGGACUGUAAUGAUUAAAGAUCCUAAAAGUGACCAUAACUUUAAGGUAAAUGGACAGUAGCUUAAACAUUACAUAGAACAUGAAUGCCUUGCAGAAAAAGAAAUUUUGUUAUUAAAAAAAAUUUAAGAGUAAGAUCAAGGUGUCUAGUUGGAGACAUUAAAUUCAGCACUACAUGGGAGGCAACCCAUGGUUUUAUUUCAUUCUGUUUGAUUUUUUAAGCUCUAUUUUUCUUAGAAUUUUGUAGUACUUGUUUCUGUAGUUGUUUUUUUGGAAAAAGUGCAGGAGGAGCGUAAGAUGAGGUGGAAAAUUAAAAACGAGGUUGAGGUGAUGUCUUUCUGAGCUUUAUCAUUUAUGACAAUAUUUUUAAUGCUUAACUUUGUAUAUAUGCAUGCUUCACUUGAAAAUUAUAUUUUCCACAUUUUGUUUUGAUUUUUCUGUGUCAUUGAGGACAAUGUCAUUUUUAAGUUAGGGGGUGAAGUAUUAAUUAUUAAUUUAUGUUGUAAGACAAUUAAGAACAUGUGUUUGCAUUUUAUUUUUAUUUUUUCAUGCUCACUUAGAACAGCAACUAAAAAAAUAAAAUAAAAUUCAGAAAAACUACAACAUCUAUUUUUUGGUUUUCUGUCAAGACCAACAGAUUGUCAAAAACAACAGACAAAAAAUAGUCUGAAAUUUGAAAUUCUAGAGACCCUUUUCUCACAUUUCAAUCCCCUAGACAUAUAUUACUGAAAUUCCAAAAUUACAACUAUAAAGAGAAUAGUUUUGAUUUAUUUUUGACAAAUUUAUUGUUGCUAAAAAUAGAACUUAAAACAUAAAAUAGAACUGUCAGAACUAUUUAAUUUACAAAUUUCUUACAUCAUAUUGCAUGCAUGAAAAAUUAAAUCAAUCAGAUUGAUUGAUACCAAAAGAUACUAGGAAGAUUAUUAUUGAGUCAAAAGAGUGAUCUAGUAGCAUGAAAUGUUGGAAUACUCCUUGGAUAUAUGAUAGAUGACAUGAAUUUGAUUUUACAGAUUUUCUCUUCAUGAUCUUGAUGGAUAGUAUUUACUUGAUGCGAAAAUUUGAUUAAUCAUUAGAGUUUAAUGGAGAUUUUUGCACCCUGAUCUAUAGGACUUGUGAGGAGAAAUCACUUAUUUCAGAAAAAAAAGAGAGAGCAAUGUGAAAAAUCUAGAAAUGAAGAGUACACAUGGAGGCUGUGAGACAUCAUUCUCAUUGUUGAAAAUCGUGCAUAGAAAAACAAUUGCUGUAAAAUAAGUGGAUAA